GGUAGGUAUUCCUCACCGAUGAUGAUGCAUAAUAUGAUGAUUUAUUGUGUAGAUGUUAUAUGUGAUGAUUUGAUGAUUCGAUGAUAAUGUUUGGAUUCGAUAAUGUGAUAGUGCGAUUAUUUGUUGAUUCAAUGUUUAGAUGGUAAUGUCUAUAUAUGAUGACUUGUGCAUUUUUAUAUGUGUUAGCUAGUGAUGAUGAAUUUAUAUGGCUAUGAUGACUUGUGCAUUUCAAUAUGUGUUAGCUAGUGAUGAAUUUUUAUAUGGUUGUGAUGACUUGUGCAUUUUUAUAUGUGUUAGCUACUGAUGAAUUUUUAUAUGGCUGUGAUGGAUGAAUUAUAUGAUUUUUGGGGGAGAAUGGUAUGUUGGGAUUAAUGUUUAGAUAUGGGCUGUGAUGGAUGAAUUAUUGUGGGCUAUGAUGGAUGAAUGGCAGUGAUGAUUGCUCAAGAACAUACCAUUUUUGGGAUGAAUUGAUGUGGGCUGUGACUUGUUUUUUUAUGGCUGUUUUUUUUUCAUAAGGACAGACCCUCUACACUUGUUCUUAUAUGGUUGUUUACAAAAUUUUUGGGAUUUUUUGGGUCCAAUGGGAUGGAUGAAUUGAUGUGGGCUGUGAUGGUUGAAUUAUUUUGGGGGAAAUGUGAGUUUUGGUAUGUGCCUUGUGUUUUUUAUGGCUGUUUCUUUUUUGCAUAAGGACAGACCCUCUACACUUGUUCUUAUAUGGUUGUGUACUUGUGUUUUUUAUGGCUGUUUUUUAUAUGGUUGUUUCUUUUUUGCAUAAGGACAGACCCUCUACACUUGUUCUUAUAUGGUUGUUUGCAAAGAAUGUGGGAUAUUUUGGGUCCAAUGGGAUGGUAAGAACGGGCCCUCUACACUUGUUCUUUAUUUCUUUUGGGGGUGGGGGCAGUUGCAAAUGAUGGUAAUUGAUGCAUAAUUUCUGAGCAAAACUGAGGCCAAACUUAUUAUAUGUCAUGACUUGUGUUUUUUUAGGUACAAAAAUAAUAUAUAUGUGACUUGUGUACUAUGGGCUAUUUUGGGUGAUUUUGAGGGAAAUGGGAUGGAUAUGCAUAGGGCUGUUAUUAAAUGAAGUUAGUGAAAUUAUGGCAUUUAGGAGAAUACGAAGUAUUCCGAUUGCCAAAUAUGGUUUGGUCGGGUUACUGCCUACACGGUACCGACCAAGACAAAUUCGUUCAAAUAAGACAUGUCUAGAAAUCUAUUAUCGUUACCAAUAUCCUAGAUUGCUUUCAAGGUCAUUUCUUUAGGGAACCCCAUUCCCAUAAAUUCAGUAUCCAAAGCUGGUUGCUGUAUCUAUGGGAAUAAGGGUUCCCUUACGAAAUGAUCUUGGACGUAAUCUAGGAGUUUGCUGACGAUAAUGUUAGGGAUCUUGGAUGCAAUCUAAGGAUAGGAAGGGUUUUGGUUGCCUGUGUGUUCUAUCUGCGUCCGCCUCAUCAGCAGAUAUGUAGCAUCCAUGUUCCUCGAGGCCGGAGCAGACGGGAUCUCGACCUCCACAUCCAUAUCCCACUGGAACUUGCUACCGUUGCCACUAUCUUAUGGUAGUGACAUUGAUAGGAAGUUCGAGUGGGAUACUGAUGUCGAGGUCGAGUUCCCGGCUACUCCGGCCAUGUUGAGCAUGGAUGCUCGUGUUCCGUCAACGAGGCGAACGCAGGUAGGAGAUAGAGGUAUAUCAAACCAUCAGAGAAUGUGUGUAGAUGCAAUUUUCUGUUUAAAAAGUACUUUCUUCCUGUACAACAAUCACAUAGGACAUGUCGUAGCAAGGCGAACCAAUGUCGACGACCACUACUGGGACUACUUCGAGCCAGAAUCCUAGGACCCAGAAUAAGAUUCCUAAGUAAGUCUACACCAUAACAGAGGUGGACGAUAUUGGAUAUCCGACGGCUUCGAUGAAAGCUGUCAAAAAGUUCCCUACGAUAUGUGGAGUCCUAGGGAGGCGGAACUUCACUAUUCUGAAGGACCACAUCGAUCUGGUCCCUCAAGAAGAAAAAGAAGAGGCCUGGAGGCAGUUCAAGGAAAGCUUUCAAUACCCUACAGGCAGGACUCAAGCGGCAGGCUAUCCGCAAGAUGGGGAAUUGUUGGAAAAAUUUCAAGACAACGCUGGUCACGGAGUACGUCCUCAACCCCGCCUAGCCAAAACCAUUUGGGAAAUACCCAUUCAUCACUCGAACCAUGUGGGAUGAGUUCCAUGCCGCCAAAUCAACGAAAGUGUCUCGGGCAAAAAGCAAGGCUUACCAGGAUCUGCAGGCAAGGAACCUUCACCCGCACCGGCUUGGCACUGGAGGCUACGCGGGGAAACAGGAAGAAUGGGACAAGGAGGAUGAAGCUGCAGCAAAAUCUAACACCCCGCAAGUGCUUGCUGAUAUCCCGAUCCAGCGGGCAAGGAACUGUGCAAGGGCAAGGGUGAAGAAGAAUAGUGAUGGAACUCUUUUGUUCCCAAAUCCCGAAGAUCAAGCGGUGUACCAGAAAAUCGUCGAACUGAAUGCUGAGAGACAGGCCUCCCAAGAGGUCUGCUCACAAAGAUGCGAGGAUGACAUCCUCACGAAAGCGUUGGGAAACGAAGAACACCAUGGACGAACAAGGGGCAUUGGCUCUAAUGUUCCAUGGAAGUUUAGGUUUCCCCAAUACGUGUGGCAGUACAAGAAGCACAAGCUUUCAAACGCACAGAAAAUUGCACGCCUUAAGGACCAACUUCGGGUGGAGCACAAUCCCACGCAGAGGCGUAGCAGCUGCACAUCAACUGAGGCUCCGGCAGAACAGCCUGAAGGCCCCGCCGCGGUGGACCAUAUAACGGAACCCACAUCGUGUACCCUAGUCAUUAGGGUGACACCAGGAUUUGCAAUUCCUGCCGCAAAGGGUCAAGCGUUCAAGCCUACCUCGGAGACCCGAGUGCAUGGGGCGCAACUGCUAGCCGGCAAUGCCAAAGUUCAGGUGGACUUAGUGAAGCCCGAUUGGGUUGGCUACACUAUCCCGCACCCUCCUAAUGACGAAAUUCUGACCCUUGGGGCUGCACGUGGGACCUUUAUUCAAUGGCCCAAGCACAGUAUUGAGAUCAAUAUAACUCCAAGGCCAGCGCCAACUUCUCGUCCGCCGCCGUCGCAUCCCCAUCCAACUGUUGUAUCUCUCCCUUCUGCCGUUGAAGAAAGAGAUGAAGAUCUCCAAUUACAGUAUGAUACAAAAUUUGGGGUUGAUGGUAUGGAGGUCGACAGCAGGCCGCACCUCCCCCCUACUACCAAAAGGAGCAAGAGGGCGAAAUCUUCUCCACCCAAGCUUGACACACGCAGAAAAGCUGUUGGAACGGGGAGAGGAAAAGGAAAGGUGCCAUUAGCCCCAAAAAAGCUUGAUCUUGGCAAGGCGCCAUUAGCUGCUCAAAAGCCUCCGACCGAAUUCACAUUGGGCAUGCCAUUGGUCGGUGACGAUGCCUUAUUCAAGAUGGACCCUGCAUGCAAGGAGUUGCACGGGUACUACAUGGGGAAGUCCAACGCAAGGAGGAAGAAUAGAGAGACCUCCAUGUUGGGCUAGCAUGAUAGUCAGCCGUUCCUCGGGCCUACUGCCUUCAUCACCGUAAACUUCAAAGAUCUAUGGGACCUCUACAGGGUGCGAGCGAUCGAUACCAACCUCCUUGAGUGCUACUCCUUGUAAGUAUUUCUGGCUACCGAUAUGGUAGUAACUGUCCAUAAAUUACGCUUACCCUGACUCUUGUCUUUCUCGUAGGUUAACCUGGAAGCAUGUCCAUCAUAAAGCACCCCAUGUUGCCUUACUCGAUCCAGCUGUCGUCAAUGAGACAACGCUGAAAAACGAUCGAGCCAACAUUGUGGACUAUAUCAAGGACUGCUUAUUUGCCCGUCAAAGACAAGGACUUCAUUAUGUGUGCCUACAAUCAACAGCGUCAUUGGAUUCUUCUGGUAAUAACGCCGAAGUGGAGUUUGGUACACUACCUUAACUCCAAUAUCAAUCCAAAAAUAUACGAUUGGUCGGCCAUCGAAUCUGCCUUGAACGAGGCAUGGGACCAAUACGUGGCAAGAGGCGGGAGGCAUAAGGAUGGGCAUCCCAAACUCGGUCACAAGAAAGACUUCCUAAUACGUUAACAAGUUGGCAACCAGUGCAGGUUCCAUGUCUGCCAUAACAUGAGGAGCUUCGCAGACAAGGAAAAAAUUUCAACGAUUCCGGAAAUCAACUUCGAUAUCAUUAGAGAGGAGAUAACACAAUUCAUACUAGAUGAUCUCUUGUCACCGAAAGGGAUGUUUAAAGUGAAGUCCUAGGUAGCUCGUCUCGGAAUGGCAGAACAUUUGCAAUGCAUAUGCGACAAACAUUUGAUUUUUGUAAAUAUUCUUUGUAAUACAAUUAAAUUCUUUAGAGUAAAGUCCUAGGUAGCUCGUCUCUAUAUAUACUUGUAUUUCUAAUUACAUAUAAAAUUGUUCCAAUUUAUAACUUAGUUUUACAAGUUUUGAUGCAUGUCGGCGGUUUGGAGAAAAAA
Messenger RNA from Oryza sativa Japonica Group (Japanese rice), 4483 nucleotides. Lineage: Eukaryota; Viridiplantae; Streptophyta; Magnoliopsida; Poales; Poaceae. The record is from RefSeq and is a predicted model, not a curated record.